Xyrichtys novacula (pearly razorfish) is the source of this 2013-nucleotide messenger RNA. The record is from the annotation of a GenBank genome assembly. Lineage: Eukaryota; Metazoa; Chordata; Actinopteri; Labriformes; Labridae.
ACAUUUCCAUGCAGAGACGGAACCAUUUUAUGGUCACACCGGUCCUCCGCUGAAAAAUGUCCGUCACCUAACGCCAUGGUUAUUUAAAGUCGGUUACUGAAGUUUAGAGUGGCUGUGUAAGGUCAUGUAAGCGUAAAUGUGAGGAUUUAGAGGAUAUUUUUGAUAAAGGAAAACAAAAAGGUGAGUCAGAAAAGUGUGUGUGUAUUCGCUUACGGCUCCUCGGUGUAUGUGUUGUUACUCUGCUUCAAAGGUACUUACCACUGUUGCUGAAACCGAAGAUAAGUCGAUCUGUGGUAAUUAAAUACGGAGUAAAGCAUGUGAAGAAAGUCCAUUUUUCGCGGGGACUCAGUCAUCCAAAAUAAUAUUUUAGCUGACAAUUAACCCGUAUUCAAAGUCUCUGAACUGAGUUUGUAUCUUAGAAAUGUCCUGCAGUGAAAAACACAGAAAUACCUUCACCGGAAAUUCAUCUAUCAUAUUUUAAAGGAAUAUUCCGUCGUAAAUUUAAUUUAAGGUCGAACACAACGUAAUGCCGAGUUAGACACCCCGUCGAGAGACGAAUGUUGCAGAAGAACUACCGCGUCUGCAGUGCCAAACGAUUUAUAUGAUGAUUACUUAAAGGAAAUGAUAAAGAAAUAAUCAUGAAUGUUCUUCCUUGAGCUGCGUCACCCCACUGCGGUGAUGGACUGGCCUGAGGUCUCAGUACAAACAAGCGGCUGCUGGAAGAGUGUAGGUUAGUUGUGUUUAGUCUCUUUGCUAAGGAAAUUAGGCAAAGUUUAAAAGAUGUUUGGUAGCUAGUACUCUGGCUGUGACCUUCUAUGUACUGUUGAUGAAGUUAGGUGCUGUUCUGAGCAUUAUUUGUGGCUAUAGAGUGGCUUUUUGGUUGAGCGCGUGGCUCUUUGUAUUGCGAUCCUGUGGUCGUUACUAAAGUUGGUAUAACUAGAGAAGCAAGUGGUCGGCAACAUUCAUCUCUCGAGGGGGUGUUUAACUUAGUGUUACGGUGUGUCUGACCCUAACUUAAUUUUACGCCGGGCUAUCCCUUUAAUGAUGUAUGCAGUAAAGCAAAGACAUAUGCUGAAUUCAUCACAAACAGGCAUCCAAAAUUUCACUGCUUUGGCUUGCGAAGCGAAGGUGUACAGAAGGAACAGACGGAUUUUCCUGAGGUAGUUUUCCUGAGGUAGAAAACUAAUUUAAAGAAUUAAGGCCUCACUGAAAGGUUUAAUGGUUCUGAAUGUUGCCUUUUAAUAAUUUUAUAAUGUUAUUUUCCAAUAUGUUUUUCUGACCCAAUGUCUGUGUUAAUCACUUUGAACCACUUCCCUGUCUGCUCACACAGAACAUGAUGGCGUCCCCUUCACCUCAUGACCGCAGUCGGAAAGAAGAGGAUGAGGAUGACCCUGUUGAAAGGAUGAUAUCCCGCACCGGCUGUGCCGAACUACAUUACGCCGUGCAGGAGUGCAUGGCUGAACACCAGGACUGGAGAGUGUGCCAGACCCAGGUCCAGACUUUCAAAAACUGCAUGAUGAAUUACCAAAAUGCUCGAAAGGAACAGCUAAAGAAGCAGCGACAAAGCUCCACUGAGUCUGCACCGAGCUGAAAUUCACACAUGCAAACGCAUACACAUGCUCAGGGACUGAGACUUGUUUAGGACCUGCUCUACUUUAUAUAUGAUAAUAAAGUCCAAGCACAUAUAAUGUUUUCCUCCUUUUUUAUGUGCCUAGAGCUGAAGAAUUAUGAAUUCACGCAAUUUGGUGACUGAUAAAAUAUCAAUAAGCACUUGUAAUUAUUAUAAUCAUUGUAAAAAAUCUCCACUCUAUGGAUUUAUUGCUCAUCUUUGUCAUGUCAACACAGGUGUACAUCGUAAUGCUCUGAUCAUGAGUUUGAUGGGUUUAAAUUUGUUCCACAUUUAAGGAAGAAAGAGUUGAUUUUUUUUCUCCUGUCCCUAAAAUUUCUUUGCAGUUCACAGCUGAUGUCUUAAUACUUAUUUGUAAAAUAAAAGAGAAAUGCAAGACACAGAAA